GACUUGUAUCGUAUCAUCUAGGAAUGACUGUCUUCUAUUUGGUCUGCUGCGGACUACGUAUUGUUAACGUUGGUACCAUACUAUUAGCUCAGCUCUCAGGCCGAGCCAGGAACUGCCACGUCAACUGUUCUACAACUGCGGAAGCGCCAUGUACCCACGGUCAACCUGCGACUAUAAGAACCUGCCCUUUGACGAUUCACUUCUCUUCCCAUACAAUCACGAACACAACAUAAACAUUAUUAACAGUCAUCAUGAGUAACCCUUCACGAGGCAGAGGCGGUAAUCGGGGCGGCUUCCCUGGUGGCCCUCGAGGUGGUGCUGGUGGGUUCAGUGGAGGAAGAGGCUCAGGUACGAGGGGCGGAUAUGGCGGUGGUUCCAGAGGGGGAGUACCAGGAGAUUUGAUCUUCCGGGGCCCUGCGUCUGUAGACCAACGUCUCGCUACCUUGGAUGACCUAGUCUCUUCCUUCAAUAAACUCAACUUCAACCCUGAGCGCCCUCAUCGGCCUGGUUUUGGUACCCUUGGCCGUCAAAUCACAUUGCGUGCCAAUUUCUUUCCUGUUAAACUCCCUAAAGGACCCAUCUACGACUACCGUGUCGAGAUUACGCCGUCCACAGACAUUAAGCGCAUUCGUGCACGCCUUUUCGAACUCCUAAAGCAAAGCGAUCAAGACGGCUGGAAACAGUUUGUGCCGUUCAUCGCUCACGACAGCAGUCAGAAGCUUGUAUCGAACAAGAGGUUGCCUCAGCCCCUUGAUGUGCAAGUUCAAUAUUACGAGGAAGGAGAAGCUGGUCCCAAUGCUGGAUCCAAGACGUAUACUUUCGCAAUAAUCCACACGGGCGACUUGGAUGUCGCACAGCUCACUAAGUAUCUCAGUGGCGAUAUCAAGUCACGGGACUAUGACGUCCAGCCACUGGUAACUGCUAUGAAUCUCGUACUUCAAACGCAUGCAGCGCGUACCGGUGUUCGUGUGGGCAAGAAUCGCUACUUCUUCCCCUCGCAAGAGCAGCCUGAGCCUCUUGCGCUUGGCAUAGAGGCCGUGAGAGGCUUCUUCACGUCCGCCAGACCUGCAUAUAACGAACUCAUGGUGAAUGUUGGUGUCUGUAUGACCGCCUUCUACACGCCAGGCAAUCUUGCAGAAGCCAUCAUGGCGUUUCUACGGUCGUCCGAUGGCGCCGUGCCGCAGCGGUUCAUCCAGAAACUAAAGGUGACCACUAGACACCUAGGGUACACGCAGAAGAAACCGAUCAAGAAGAUCAUGCCAAUGAGUGCCAGACGGACUUUUUUCCACUGCAAAGAAUACAACGGCAAGAUAUCUGUUGAAGAGUAUUUCAAGAGAAAGUACCCCCACAUCACGUUGAGGCACGCAGACGACCUUCCAGUGGUCGACAUCUCAGGUCCGAAUUCGAAAUUCUCCAUAUACGUACCAGCCGAGCUAUGCGAAAUCGAGCCCGGGCAACCAUUCAGAGGGCGUCUCAAUGAUAAAGAAACUUCGAACAUGAUUCGCGUCGCCUGCAAGCCGCCAAAAAUCAAUGCAGAUACCAUCAUCGAACGCGGUCUCCCCACUCUUGGGUUUACUCCCGAGACGCUGGGAAGUCCUCUGAGUAGCUUCGGCAUUACGGUGGACAACGACAUGGCGGUCAUUCCUGGACGUGAGCUUCCACCACCUCGCCUCACUUACGAAGCAGGAGGGAGACCACUUAACGUCAGCAAUGGCAGUUGGAAUAUUCUUGAUGUCAAGUUUCAUAACGGCGGGGCCAUCAAGAGUUGGUGGGUUUUUGUCGUCAGAGAGAAAGACGGACGAAGUGUGUUCAGCGGGGCCGACGACCCGAUUCUAACCAAUCUUUGGAAGGGCUUUGGUGAGAAAUGCCGCAAUAGCGGAAUCUCACUGCAAACACAACCCGUCAAGCUUGCCCAAGCGCUCGUCCCUCGCGCCGAAGACCCUAGCAGGCAGCAAGCGCUAGACUCGAUUCGUCAAAAGAUCAAGGAGAACAUUACGCAGAAAGGAAAACCAUCAUUCAUACUCGUCCUCCUCUCUCGCCGGGACAACUUCAUUUAUCCGGGCAUCAAACGGAUUUGCGACGUCGAGCUGGGCGUCCACACCAUACAUAUGCUUACGGAUAAGGUGGUGAACACGAAACUCGGAGGUAUCAAUCACGUGUUGGAUCCAGACAGCAUGAAAUGGUUGACGAAGGCCAAGACGAUGAUUGUGGGCAUGGACGUUACGCACCCCGGCCCUGGCAGUGUCGAAGGCACACCAUCAAUUGCCGCUGUUGUUGCGAGCGUUGAUAAUUCGUUCGUCCAUUUUCCAGCGAGUCUCAGAUGUCAGGAGACCAAGAAAGAGAUGAUCACGGAUCUGAGUGAUAUGAUGAUAGAACGGCUCAGGUUUUAUGCGGAGAAGAACCAAGCGCUACCAGAUCGAAUCUUUGUUUACAGGGACGGUGUGUCCGAAGGUCAAUUCAAUACUGUGUUGGAGGAAGAGCUUCCUAAGAUCUUGGACGCAUUUAAGAGAGUCCCGCAGAGGAAGCCGUAUCGUCCAUCGUUAACGAUUAUCAUCUGUGGAAAGCGACACCAUGCCAAGUUUUGGCCGACCGACUCUCAGUUCGCGGACCGAAACGGUAACACUCGUCCUGGAACCGUCGUUGAUAGAGGUAUCACUUCAGUGUUUGAUUUCGAUUUUUACCUUCAACCUCAUGUUGGCUUGCAAGGCCAUGUGAAGGCGACACACUACACUGUGGUGUAUGACGAGAAUCGCCUCGGCGCAGAUGAACUGCAGCAGGGCACGCACACUGCGAGUUACCUGUACGCCCGUGCUACUAAGGCAGUCAGUCUCGUCCCGGCUGCGUACUACGCCGAUUUGGCAUGCGAGAGAGGGAGAUGUUACCUAAAUGACUUCUUGAGUGCCGAUGACAAGGCGUCAACCUCUGUCGUAUCAGGGAAAGGAAAGGGGAGGGGAAAGGUAGACAAGGAGGAAGAGAAGUUACGGGUGUUCAAAGAGGCAAAGAAAGCAUGGGGAGAGGGCGUGCACCCUGACUUGCGUGCGAGUAUGUUUUAUAUCUGACAACUGAUGGGCGGGCUGCUGCGACUUGUACUAGUAUUGUGUUUGUGUUUGACCUUCUUUUUUGUUUGUCCUGUGAUCCUACUACAGAGUUACACCGCGGCGGUCCUGACUUGCUGCAAUCCAAUUCGUUUUUCUUACCUAUCUUCUUGCACCUAGCCCUCAACUUCGGCAGAACUCCGUCAUCGCGCAAGACGGUAGUCUUCUGUUUGCAGGUCUACCAGACCAGGAGAGUCUUCGCAACAAAGUCUUUGUCAUAUAGGUUCAGGAUUCGAUUCA
This is a messenger RNA of Suillus bovinus, 3335 nucleotides long. RefSeq names its product ribonuclease H-like domain-containing protein. The record is from RefSeq and is a predicted model, not a curated record. Gene Ontology annotation, molecular function: protein binding; RNA binding. Lineage: Eukaryota; Fungi; Basidiomycota; Agaricomycetes; Boletales; Suillaceae. The transcript has 8 exons. The coding region runs from base 252 to 3059 and encodes 935 amino acids.